Messenger RNA from Capsicum annuum, 2688 nucleotides. RefSeq names its product inactive poly [ADP-ribose] polymerase RCD1. NCBI's taxonomy places the organism in Eukaryota, Viridiplantae, Streptophyta, Magnoliopsida, Solanales, Solanaceae. Gene Ontology annotation, molecular function: NAD+ poly-ADP-ribosyltransferase activity. The record is from RefSeq and is a predicted model, not a curated record. The transcript has 9 exons. The coding region runs from base 537 to 2318 and encodes 593 amino acids.
GCAUAUUAGUCCAAUCAAAUAAAUAUCUUCAUCUCUUCGUCGCAUAAGAUAAAAAGAGAAGACUUGGUAAAAAAGUUUAGGGCCGACUUAGGGUUUUGACAUUAAGCUCCAUCACAAGAAGCAGCUUAAAAAUCAAUCCGUCGACUUCUCUUUUACCGAUCGAUCGUUGUUACGAUUCUGGUAUUAUUUUUUUUUGGAGUUUCAUGUCAUUGGUGGCGUAAGUACCUUUAGGUUUGAUUGUUGUUUAGGAGAUCUUGGAUGCUUUUAAGCGGUUGUGACCAGUUCUGCACUGUGGAGUUCAUAUUGUUAAGGGCGUUCGUUCCAUUAGAUUUUGUUCUUGAUUAAGAGAUCAAUUGAGAUCUGCUCUUGGAUGCAUCUGUGGGCGUGCAAUGUUAUAACAAGUUCAUCGCUGGUUCAUCAACUUUUAUUAAUGGCACGGGCGUUUUCUCUCUGAGGCGAAACCAAGGCCGAGUUGUAUAUAACUGUUAUCUUAGAACCUUUGAACAAGUGCAUAGGGAUUGAUCCUGUAGGUAGAAAUGGAAACAAAAAUCGUAAAGGUAUUGGAUAGAAGCCGAAACAUUGUUGUUGACCUGAAGAGAAAGCGGGAAGCUCAAUUCGAGACGCAUCUCUCUGAGGCUACCCACAUGAUAUUACCGGUUCGAGCUUUGCUGAAUUCGACCGUUCCGCUUGGAAAGCGGGCGAAGCUAAAUGGAUCAGGAAGCAGGUGUGGUGGCUAUGAGUUUCACCAAAAAGAAUCUCUGCUUAGAUAUUAUCUUAAUUUCAGGAAAAGUGGGCUUCCGCAGCGUUUGAUGUACUAUCAAAAGGGUCAAUGGACUGAUUUCCCUGAGAACAUUGUGUCAAUGGCUAAGCAAGAUCUUCAGGUAAAGAAAUCCGCGACGGAGGUGGUGUUCAAUGGUAAAAACUAUGUGCUCGAUUUCUUCCAUAUGAUGCUGUUGGACCUGAAGUCUGGUGUGCAGCAACCUAUUGCAUGGAUUGAUGAAGCAGGCAAGUGCUUUUUCCCAGAAGUCUUUGGUAGGUGUGAUGAACUGCACGAGUGUUGUCACUGUGAAGACAAUGACUGCAUAGACGAAUAUUCUGAGACGGAGGGAUCCAAUGAUUUGGAGAUGAGGCUGGAGAUUGAAGUUAAUGGGGCAGAUAUAUCAAGUUUGAAGGAAUCCAGUGGAGAGUCCAAUGCUAAUGUUGAGCAGGUGAACUUUUGUAACGAACUUGCAGCAAAAAAUCACGUUGCAAAAGUUGAUGAUAAUUGUGUCAGAAUGUCAUAUACGAAAGCCAAGGAAGACACUGCCAAAUAUUAUCAAAAGGUUGAAAAUGCUGGGUGCGAGUAUACGAACUCUGAUGCUGUGAGGGAGAUGUUUCUGAAGGGUAUCAGUUCACCUGCAAGUGCAAAUAUAAUUGAACUGCAGCAUAUUUCAAGUUCUUUCAUUGAAAUUCGGAAGGAACUCUUUCAAAAGCAGAUGGAAAUUACGAGAAAGCAUCGUGGGGAUGCCGUUCUUCGUUAUGCUUGGCUUCCUUCUUCUAAAGGAAUGAUUACGAGUAUUAUGAAGUACGGGCUUGCUAAUUAUGGUUCAUCCAAGACCAAUUCCAGUUACGGCGUUGGAGUUCAUCUUUUCCCUGCGAACUGUACUGAUAUCAGUGCAAAGUAUUCUGAUGUUGACGAAAAUGGUGUACAAUAUAUGAUAUUGUGCCGUGUAAUAAUGGGAAACAUGGAACUGGUUUGUCCUGAAUCAAAGCAGUUCCAUCCCAGCUGUGAGGAUUUUGAUAAUGGCGUUGAUAGCCUUGAAAAUCCGAAGUGUUAUGUAGUCUGGACUAUGAAUAUGAGUACGCACAUAUUUCCAGAAUACGUCGUCAGUUUCAAGCUCUCUCCUGAUGCUGAAGGAUAUCUCGUUGGAAACAAGAGCCCAAAUGUUUCUGCUAUCAGUAGUUGUCAGGGCCCUGUGGAUCAGGUAUGGGCAGAUACACUUCCUACUGACAUGGGAAGUGAUUGCCACCAGAAUUCACUAGGGUUGGCCUCAAAACAGUCUGCAAGGACUCCGAAGUCCCCCUGGAUGCCAUUCCCCAUGUUGUUUGCAGCAAUUUCGAAGAAAGUGCGUCAAGAGGAUAUGAACCUUGUUUGUAGCAAUUAUGAGUUAUUCAAGGGCAAGAAGAUAAACAGGGAUGAGUUUGUCAGAAAGUUGAGGUUGAUUGUAGGGGAUGCUUUGUUAAGGUCCACUAUAACUAGUCUUCAGUGCAGGGUACCACCUAAACCAAUGGAAUUGGUCACCAUAAAGCAAGAACGCGAGAGUAUCUGCCUGGAGUGACUGCUGGUUCUAUUUCUUGCUUCCAUGAACGACCUGUUUUUGCUUGCUUUAGGAAGUGAAUAGCGGACAUAUCUAUUGCUUUUUCGUAGAUUGUGUGAUACAAGGUAGUUUGGUACUAUGCGUGGAAACGUGAGAAGGGUUUAAGUUUCGCCGGUCCAUAACUUGACCGAUUUGGUUGCUCAAGUGAGUGCUUACAGAGUUGCGCCUUCCGGAUUACUAUGUCUUCUAUAUCUAGUACCUGCUAGCUGUUAUGCUUUAAAGUUUGGUAUAGAGAGUUCAUUCUGAAUAUGCUUUACUAGUACUCUUAACACAGUUAUGACAAUGUAUUAAGAAUUUUGGGUAUGUGCAAUCUUGAGUUAAUGCUCGUGCU